This is a messenger RNA of Medioppia subpectinata, 1961 nucleotides long. Lineage: Eukaryota; Metazoa; Arthropoda; Arachnida; Sarcoptiformes; Oppiidae. The record is from the annotation of a GenBank genome assembly.
CGAUCAAACGCUUCGCGACUUAAUUAAAUAAUUUUUAUUACAAAAAAAUUAUUAAAUAUACUUAAUAAAUGUUUAUUCAUUAAUGUAAAAGUGUUUGAAUUGUGUUAAUAAACUUGGUUAUAAUAACAACCUAAUUGUAAAUUAGUUUUAUACAAGUUUUAAUUAAAUUUUAAAUAGUUAAAAUGUUAUUAAAAUACCAACUAGAUUUAAAAAGUCUACUAAUUGUGUGCAAUGUUUUGGGACUAUUAUUAAAUGUGUGCCAAACGGUUGAAAUAAACUAUAAUAAUCCGGUGGUAAACACGGCUAACGGACCCGUACGGGGCCUACCAUACCAUUACACGACUACAACAAACAAUGCGCCCAAACAAGUGGUAGCUUUCACUGGUGUGCCUUAUGCCCGGCCUCCCACCGGCUUUGAUCGGUUUGCUCCACCAACUGACCCUGAUCAGUGGACCACCGAAGUGGACGCCACAAACCGGCGGGUAAUGUGCCCUCAAGUGGAGGACCGGUUUGAAUACACGCAGACCGAGCAGAUUGACGAGUCCGAGGACUGCCUACUGCUCAAUAUUUACGUACCCGUGUUUCCGCAGCAAUUUGUAUCCAACCUACCCGUGCUAGUCUAUUUCCACGGUGGUGAGUUUAAGUACGGCAGCAAAGAUCAUGUUAAACCCGAUCUACUAUUGGAUGCCUCGUUGACCGGUCCGUCAAAUGGCAUUAUAGUGGUUACCGCUAACUAUAGGCUUGGCGUUUUAGGCUUUUUGAGUACGGAUGACGUGAACAUACCGGGAAAUAACGGUAUUAGGGACCAAGUACAGGCGUUGCGCUGGAUUAACAAUAAUAUCGCUCAAUUCAAUGGCAACCCCCAGAAUGUUACCAUCAUGGGUCACGAUGCCGGUGGUAUAGCUGUAUCCAUGCACGUGCUCAAUCCGGCCGCUUGGCCUUAUUUCAAUUCGGCCAUAUCAAUUGGCGGUACAGUAUUCACACCAUGGGCAUUUAAGGACAACCCUAAAGAUCAAGCCAUGAAUUUUGCCAACUUUUUUGGUUGCGAUCAGCGGUCGGACAAAAUGCUUGACUGCCUCCGGGGUCAGGACAGGAACGCACUAAUGGGCAAAUCCCGGGACCGGGAUCUCGAGCGCAAUGUCCAGCCCUAUUGGUUCAGACCUGUGGUCGACCGUAACCUGACCUCAUCGGGUGUGCUUAAGGACUGGCCGGAGUCUCUGUACCGAAACGGGCAGUUCAAAAAGUGCUCGUACAUGAUUGGAUUCACACGUAACGAGGGAUCCCUUGAAUACUACCUGCAGAAGGAAAGAGCGGACAACCGGCGGACCAAUGAGGAGAAGAUCGCUUUCCUGAUCCGACCCUUUCUGAAGGAGUGGGCGUCGGAGGAUGUGAUUGCGACCGUCAUCAAUUAUCAGUAUUUUGGCAAAAAUUUUAGCAGGAAUGCACUGUCAUCGCAGUUUGCUAAUGGACCCCAGAGUAUUAGAAAUAACGCACAGUUUAAUAGUUUGAAUAAUCAGAUGCCCUAUCAAAGUGGUAUACAAAAUAAUUAUCAAAGUAAUAUCGCGGCUGGUGGUGGUCAGGAGUAUCAGAAUGAUCAGAUUUUGGUUGAGCUUAUGGGCGAUUUCCUAUACAUCGCACCCUCCGAUUUCGUGGCACGACUGCACUCUAUGGGUGGGGGAAAGGUAUGGGUGUAUGCGUUUGAAUUCGAGGGCACUCGCUCCCUGGGACCCAUACAGAAAAAUGCCAAGAUGAUUUCUAAACAAACAUACGGUGUAACCCAUAUGGACGACAUGUUAUACGCAUUCAACACACCCUACGCGCCGGACGCCGCGGCCACUGAACGUACUUUAUCUAGCACAUACGCCCGUAUGUUCUUUGAGUUAACCCGUUUUGGUUACAUACCUGACGUGUACAACAGCUUUUACCAGUGGCGCCAAUACCUACACCAUCAGCCCUCGUAA